Molecule: messenger RNA, 2534 nt
Organism: Nicrophorus vespilloides
Lineage: Eukaryota; Metazoa; Arthropoda; Insecta; Coleoptera; Silphidae
Product: hemicentin-1-like
Exons: 13
Coding region: 3-2429 (808 amino acids)
Molecular function (GO): protein binding
Source: RefSeq, a predicted model, not a curated record
CCAUGGAGGAUGUACAGGGUGUACUAGCUAAGAAGAAAGGACUGCCGUGUGAUAUAACUCCCAGAGAUAGAGAUGACGCUGUAGCCAUGGUCCUUUGGUUUAAAGAAAGUAUUGGGGAACCAUUGUAUAGCUUCGACGUGAGAGGUAGACAUUUCAAUCAGGCGAAGUUGUGGUCGUCCCCAACAGUUUUUGGAACACGCGCCUACUUCCGAGCUGCAACAAAUCCAGCAACAUUAGUUAUAGAUGAUAUACAACUCACAGAUGAAGGCAUUUACAGAUGCAGGGUGGAUUUUAAAGAUUCACCCACUAGGAAUAGCAACGUGAAUUUCACAGUUAUCAUCCCGCCUGAAAGGCCUGUUAUUUAUGAUGGACGCCGAAGAGAUAGAACGACAAAAUUGGAGCUAUAUUACAAUGAGGGAUCCGACGUCAAUUUAAUCUGCGAAGUCGCCGGAGGCAGACCCAGACCUCGGGUUACUUGGUUCCUGGAGAAUACCAUCAUCGAUGACUCAUACGAGACCCGCUCCGAUGGUACUGUCGUCAACCAUUUAACCUUCCCAAAUGUUGGAAGACAACAUUUGAAAUCAAGACUGAUAUGUCAGGCAAUGAACAGCGUUCUGGCACCACCUGCAACCAGCUUGGUAGUACUUGAUAUUAACUUGAAACCCCAAUCAGUAAGCAUUCUGACAAAGGAAAAGCAGGUUUCAGCUGAGAAGAGGUACGAGGUGGAAUGCAGGACGACCGGAUCCCGGCCGGAAGCCGUGAUCACCUGGUGGAAGGGCAGCAGACCAGUUAAGAAGCUGGCGAAGAAUUUCUCCGAGCAGAACAACCAAAGCCUCAGCAUCCUGACUUUCGAACCGGUGAUCGAUGACGAUGGCAAAUACUUGACCUGUCGGGCGGAGAAUCCGUCCAUCUCCGACAGCGCCCUCGAGGACAAGUGGAGGCUUAACGUACACUAUAUGCCUGUUGUGACGUUGAAGAUGGGUUCGAGUUUGAACCCGGAGGACAUCAAGGAAGGCGAUGACGUCUACUUCGAAUGCAAUAUACGUGCUAAUCCGAAAAUGUAUAAACUCUCCUGGUUCCAUAACGGCCAAGAAAUUCACCACAACGUAUCGGCUGGGGUAAUUCUCAGCGAUCAGAGCUUAGUCCUGCAGAGUGUGACACGUGCCACUGCUGGGGAUUACACUUGUAUGGCGGCCAAUUCGGAGGGCCGUGGAACCAGCAACCCAGUCACCCUCACAGUUAGAUAUGCUCCCGUUUGUGUGCAGGAUCGGGAGGAGUUAUACGGUGCAUUGAAGCAGGAAACUGUUGCGUUACGAUGUCAGGUCGACGCGAAUCCUGCUAUUGUGACGUUUCAUUGGACAUUCAACAAUUCCGGAGAUUUGACUGAGGUUUCGACCACCCGCUUUACCAGUGAGAUGUCUUCUUCCAGGCUAAACUACACCCCCGUUUCAGACAUGGAUUAUGGUACAUUAUCCUGUUGGGGCCAGAACGAGGUUGGCCACCAGCACGUGCCGUGUGUCUUCCAGGUAGUAGCUGCAGGUCGGCCGUUUCCGCUGUUGAACUGCACGGUGAUGAAUCAAACGUCGGACUCAUUGCAAGUUGAGUGCAGCGAGAGUUUCGACGGAGGUCUGCCCCAAAGUUUUCUGAUGGAAAUACUGGAAACUCCGAGUCUACGUUCCAAAAUCAACGUGACUGCAGCCAGGACUCCUCCAAAUUUUUACGUGGAUGGCCUUGAAGCUGGAGCUAGCUACAAAUUGAUGCUUUACGCAAUAAACGCAAAGGGUCGCAGCGAUGCGACCAUCAUCGAUGCUGUCACAUUCAAGGGCGUCGCCAAAUAUACAGGUACUUCUGCAGGAAUUCCGGUGAGUCCCUUGAUCCUGGUUUUAUUGGCAACAGUGGGCAUCUUAGCUGCAGGAGUCUGCCUGGUCCUGGCUGCCCUAUGUCGAAGGCACUACACUAGACCCUGUCAUCGCGACGGCGGCAGUAAGCACGUUCCCAUGGAGGCAGUAAUCGCGGCAGAAGAUCUUAUUGUUGAUGGGCACAUCACAGGCGUCAGAUCGCCCGUCAUACCCGACACAUCUAUCAUCGAAACAUUGCGCAACGGACCAACCUCGGAGGGUUCCGAUCCCGACAUCAUCAGGAAUCAGUACGAUUUUCCGUAUGCAGAAAGAAGACAAACGCAGAGUUUCAUGAAGGUGUAUGAACCACCGAAGCAGAAGAUCGACGAGAACGAGGACGAGGUUGAAGAUUUCGAAUUUAGACAUGUUGCCAAAGAAAAACACAUCCCAUCGCAAACGGUAUACAGGAGUCUCCAAAGGCAAAAUAGAAUCCCGGUAUCGGCUGUCACUGGUUCCCAGACUCUCACGCACAAGUAUAGAGGCCCAGAGGUUGUCACAACAUCUAACCGAAUACAGGAGAGUUGCAUAUAAAUGUACUGUUUUUAUCUAUCAUAUGUAUAUUAUUAAUGUAUUUAAAAACUAAUAAAUUGAAUUAAUAUUCACUGUAAGCAACAUAAGUAAUGCUUUAAAUUCCUA